AUGAAAGAUCAAGAAGGCCGGUGUCAAAAGGAGACAAUUUUCGUUCAAGGUAUCCAGGGUUUCUUCUCGAAAGUCGGCGACGCUGUCUGCUAUGCUCCGUGGACUUUUAUUAUUGUAAGCACGGCGUUUUCUUGUGCUUUAUCGGCGAUCAUUCCUUUUCGAGAAAUGGAGAACAACAUCUCGGAUUUCACGCCAUACCAAGCGAGAAGUCGACAAGAGUUGCAGAUCUACGAAAGUUUUUUCUCGGAUCGAGGCGAGCCGAAAGUCGUCUAUGCGUUUAUUCGACCGAAAGAUGGAGAGAAUUUGCUGACAAUCGAGGCGCUCAAUCAAACGAUUCAAGUAAUGGACAAGAUCAACUACGAUUUUUACUUGAAAACAUCAAAAGGAAAGGAAAAUUAUCAAGAAUUUUGUCGAGGAUUUUGUUUAAUCAAUGAGCCGGUCAGAAAUUUUGCGAAAGGCUUUUUCUUGAACAAUGGCUCACUCUCGGGCUCAUCACAUGUCGAUCUCGGAUAUCCAGUCACUGUUGUACUUGGCCGAAAGCUGUAUAUGGAUCCGAAUUUCUUCGGAGUCAAGAUCGCGAUCCCCAGCAAGAAUAGCGAAAAGGAGGAAAUUGUGGAAGUUGCUGAGGCGACAAAGGACAUCAACAAUUCGCCCCAAAUUAGCAACAAUAUCCGCCAUUUGGGGCUAAUCGUGCUUCAGUUUCGAGCAGAGAUCGGUGAUGAGAUCGAUCCCGAGGCUUUGAAAGAGUACGAAAUGGAAAUAGCUCGAUAUUUUCACAAAGUUGAAUACUCAUCGAUAAGCGUGCACGUGUUAACGGAUAAUUUGAUCACUACAGAAAUCGUUCGUGCUGGUUUAACACUGUUACCAUUCUUGGGAAUCGGCUUUUUGAUUAUGACGAUUUUCACGACGACAACUUUUUGGAUCUCGGCAAGGAGUCUUGGACAAUGGAACAAGUAUAAAAUCCUAAUUGCACUUACGGCUUGCAUUUUGCCUUUCAUGGCGUGUGGAACAACAAUGGGCGCCAUGUUUUUGUUUGGGUUUAGAUUCGGCUCAAUCCUUUGUGUGACCCCAUUUCUCGUAUUGGCAAUCAGUGUUGAUGAUGGUUUUCUUGUGAUGAACUCAUGGCAAAGAAUCUGUCACCAUCGAAGAAAACACAACGCAAAACGAGAAGACAUCGACGAGGAUCUCCGCUCGAGAAUGAGGGAAAUGCUGAUUGAAACGGGUCCCUCGGUGACAAUCACCUCAUUGACGAAUGCAUUGGCCUUUGGAAUCGGUGCACUCACUCCCACUCCCGAAAUUCAACUAUUCUCUAUUGGAAACGCUCUCGCUGUGACUUUUGAUUACAUUUAUCAGUUGACGAUUUUCACUGCGCUUAUGGCUGUCGUCGGGAGAUGGGAAUUGGAAAACGAAAGAAAAUCCCUCAAAUUUGUCGACUAUGAGACGCAGCACUCGACCUCGGAAAGCUCAUCCAGUACAACCGGGACAAAGAAAAUCGUCAAAGUGUACUGUAAAGUGCUCACCGAUCGCUACACGAUUAUGUCGCUGAUUUUCUUGCUGGCUGUAUAUUGGUAUAUUUCGAUUAGUGGCACUCUCAAAAUCAAACCCGAACUCGAUCCGCAAAGGCUUUUUCUAGAGAAAUCUGAUAUGCAAUUUAUUUUCAACGCAAGAAAAGUGUUCAUCGCACCGAAUUAUGCGACUUGUUGGGUUCUCAUCAAUAAUCCAGGGGAUAUUCGAAAUUCGACAAAUCGACGAAAAUUGCGCGAACUCGUUGACGAAUUUGAGGCUCUUCCAUCAGCGCUUGGGAAAUAUUCAACAAAAUUCUUUCUUCGAGAUUACGAGGAAUUUCUCCAACAAGCUGAUGAAGCUGAAUUCGAGGAGGAAAGUAUGGCUCUGAAAACACAAGAUGAUUUGGGAAAAUUUCUUGCUUGGCCGGAAUUCUCUUUUUGGAAGGGAUUCUUGCAGACAGCGAAUUCAAGCAAUGGUUUGGUGAUUGAUCGUUUUUUCUUUAUCACUGCUUUUCAUGGAGCGGAAUUAGUGGAUUGGUCGAAGAGGGCUGAGUUGUUGAAUGUCUGGAGAGGAGUGGCUGAUAGGCAUCCGUCCCUCAAUAUCACCGUUUAUGAAGAUGAUGCCCGAUUUCUUGAUCUCAUUGAAACAAUGAUCCCGACCACCUGGCAAUCAGCCCUUCUCACACUCAUUUGUAUGUUCUUCGUCACAUUGUUGUUCAUCUCUGAUCCACCAACUCUUUUCGUCGCCACUUUCUCAAUUCUUUCAACGUGUGUUGGUGUCUUUGGCUUGGUGUCGUGGUGGGGAGCCGAUCUAGAUCCGAUUCUAAUGUCGGCCACAGUGAUGUCAAUCGGUUUCGCUGUCGAUAUCCCAGCUCAUAUCAGUUAUCAUUAUUUUCAAACAAGUAAACAAUUUCCUUCGGUCAUUCAUCGACUCGAGCACACCAUUUCUGCUGUCGGGUUCCCGAUUUUGCAGGCCUCAGUCUCAACGAUUCUCUGCGUUUUGAGUCUCUUCCUCGUUGAUCUUCACAUGUCUCAGACCUUUGCGAAAACCUUAUUCUUGGUGGUUUUCCUUGGAGCGAUUCAUGGAUUGAUUGUGAUGCCCGUUUUGUUUAAUUUAAUCUCCUGGGUGCCAAGAAGGAAAGGAAAAGUGUUCAUUGCUGAAGAAAAUAACACCACAAUUGCUACAAGACACAUUAGC
Molecule: messenger RNA, 2703 nt
Organism: Mesorhabditis belari
Lineage: Eukaryota; Metazoa; Nematoda; Chromadorea; Rhabditida; Rhabditidae
Source: the annotation of a GenBank genome assembly